AUGCACUCCUGUCGACAAAUAUUAUACAGCUCUGCCCGCUGGAAAGGUGUUGUUCCAGUGAAUCUUAAGUCAUCUCUAUUAUCUAUAAAAUCAGAUCAGUGUUCAAUAGAAUGUCGUCAAUACUCUGCUCGAAAGGGCUUUUUCUCUUCAAUAAUAGAAAACAUAAAGGAAGAUAUUGCAAAAAACAAAGAAAUGAAAGAAAGUAUUAAGAAAUUUAGAGAAGAAGCACAAAAGCUAGAAAACUCAGAAGCCUUACAAGCAGCUAGGAAAAAAUUCCAUGCAGUUGAGUCAGAAGCAUCAAAGAGCUCCGAAGUACUUAAAGAUACUCUAGAAGGGAUUAAAGGAAAGAUGGGCCAUGUCCUGGAAGAGGCAAGCAAAACUGAAAUUGCUAAAAAGGCUGGAAAGCUAACAGAGGAUCUAUCUAAAUCGGCUAAGGGUGCAGCUGAGAGUUUCGCUGAUAGGAGCCAAAAACUGGGUCAAACAUCUGCAUUCCGAACAAUUUCACAGGCCACCGAGGUGGUGAGAAAUGAGAUGUCCCCCAAAGGGUUGGAAGGUCGUGUCUAUACAUCCCCCAUGGCACUGCGAAAACGUGUUGAGGUGGCCGAAGAAGAGCGUACAUUUGCACCUGACACCGAAACUGUUGGUGUUGAACUUCACAAGGACUCAAAAUUUUAUCAGCAAUGGGAAAAUUUUAAAAACAACAAUCAAUAUGUUAACAAGGUAUUGGACUGGAAGAUUCGCUAUGAAGAAUCUGACAACGCAAUGGUGCGCGGAGCCCGUUUUGUCACUGAAAAAGUCGGCAGUUUGUUUGGUAACCUCUUCGAAAAGACAGAACUCUCUAAAACCCUAACGGAAAUAUGCAAAAUAGAUCCUAAUUUCACUUCACAGAAGUUUCUAGAAGACUGUGCGAAUGAUAUAAUACCAAAUAUUCUCGAAGCAAUGGUCAGAGGAGAUUUAGAGAUUUUAAAGGACUGGUGUUAUGAAGGAGUAUUCAAUAUUUUGGCUACACCAAUCAAACAGUGUAGGCAACUAGGAUACAGAUUAGACUCCAAAAUACUUGAUAUUGAAAAUAUUGAGCUUGUUAUGGGGAAAAUGAUGGAUCAAGGGCCGGUUUUAGUGAUAACAUUCCAGUCACAGCAGAUAAUGUGUGUCAGAGACUCCAAAAACAAUGUAAUAGAAGGGGACCCUAAUAAGGUGAUGAGAGUGAAUUAUGUGUGGGUUCUGUGCAGAGACCCACAAGAACUUAACCCGAAGGCUGCAUGGCGAUUGCUAGAAUUGUCAGCAAAUAGUGUAGAACAGUUGAUAUAG
Messenger RNA from Leptosia nina, 1308 nucleotides. The record is from the annotation of a GenBank genome assembly. NCBI's taxonomy places the organism in Eukaryota, Metazoa, Arthropoda, Insecta, Lepidoptera, Pieridae.